CUUAAAAUAGAGUGUCCUUUAGCCCAGAGACUUCAGUUCCUGUUCAGCACUUGUCGGUUACGUUUGCAGUAAACCGAACAGCACCCAGUGAGGAAACAAUAUCAUCAGCAACCAAGCAAGCCAUCAGGGUUCUAAGUUCAGAAUCAAAGUCCCAACAACCAGCGACAACAACAGCAACAACAGCAACAGCAAAAGCAACACCAACACCAGCAACAUUCAACAAAACAACAGCCAACAACCAAAAUCAACAAUAUCAGAGAUACAACCACGAACGUAGAAAUCGCGACGAACGACGAUCCAAGAUCAAAGAUCGAAGAUAAUUGACAAGUGCCCAAACAUAUCCACCGUAUUAAAGGCAGGAACUCAUCCGUAAAAGCGAAUUGCCAACUGCGAAUUGCGAAUUUGCCAAGGAACUCUUAAGGACAAAGCCGAAACCAAGUAAUUGGAUUUGAGUAGAAGGAUGUCGGACAAGCAACUGGAGAAGAAAAUCGUUACUUCUGUGGCCGUGACCCUCCACAGGGAUGAACAGGGGGCCAGCUGCAGCUACAGCGUCGGUGAUGGGGCCGCUGGAGCCACCGGAGGAGCCGAAGGAGGCGAAGGAGGCCCAGACGCCUAUGAAGCCGCAGGAGCCUAUGGCGGUGCAGCCGCAGCAGCUGACGGAGAAGUCGUAGGCGGCCUUAAUGGAGCCGCAGGUGCUCAUGGAGGAGCCUCAGUAGCCGAGGGAGGAGCCGCGGGUACCGAGGUAGGAGUGGCUGUUGCACCUCCAUCCUUGGUGGUGCUGCCAGGUGGUGAUGUGGAGGAUCGCGACAGGGAAUCGCAAGGCGACAGGUCGGCUACACGGGAUGAGUUUGGAACGCAGCGCGUCUACAAGAAGACCUCACCGAAUUGUGUGCUAACUCUGUAUUUGCCGACGCGAGAGAUGACGCUCACCGGGGACAAGGCGGCGGUGCUGCGUGGCAUUCUCUAUGUGGACCCGAAGGCCAUCCAGGGAUAUCGUGUGUAUGCCCAGCUAACGCUGACCUUUCGCUAUGGCCGCGAGGAUGAGGAGGUUAUGGGCCUGCGUUUCUGCAACGAGGCCAUCAUGUCGCUGCAUCAGAUUUGGCCACGCCUCCAGGAGCCAGCACCGGACUCGCUUAGCCCCUUGCAGGAGGCCCUUAUGAAGCGUCUCGGAGGUGGCGCCCACGCCUUCACAUUAGUGCUUAACGCUCACUCACCACCGAGCGUUCAGUUGGUUCCGGCCAAGCGCUAUUAUGGGGCUCCAAUCGGCACCAGCUACGAUGUGCGUUGCUUCAUUGCUGAUAAGACCGACGAAAAGUUCCAUCGGCGGGCCUCGGUGAAGAUGGGGGUUCGUGUCAUCUACCGCACGGACGUCUUUCAGCAUUCGGGCGUCGAACAUUUUGCCACCUGCUCGGGCUGCCAUCAUCAGGGCAGCGGGUCGAAGACGUCGCCACCGGCCGCACCAUCCAGUGCCACGCUACCGGUCAAUACGGAGACUAGCGAGCAGCACACCCAAACACCCACCCACUCCCUGGGUUCCGGCACAAAGGCGAAGGGCAAGUCCGAGAGGGGUGACUCGUUCCCAAAGUUGCGUCUCUCACCGAAGGCAUUCCGGUUCAGCGGGCGCUUUGGUCGCAGCAAGAGCGAGAUCGAGAAGUGCCCACCGGACUCGUUUCACAACUACAGCAAGUCCUUCCAGGAGCAUCACUGCGACUGCAUGUUGUCGCCAUUUAGCGGUGCUGGGGUGUCCGGGGGCAUUGGCAGCAUCACUCUCGGGCCCGACGGAGGACCCCAGGGCACCGUGGACAAGCCAUUCCUGCUGCACGAUGGUCGUGUGGGACUGAAGGCCAGCCUGGACAAGGGCUGGUACACCCAUGGCGAGGAAGUCAAUGUGACCAUUGAGAUACGCAACGACAGCCGCAAGACGGUGCGAAAAGUGAGGGUCUGCGCCAUCCAGCAUGUGGACGUCUGUAUGUUCAACAAUGGGAAGUUUAAGAAUGUUGUGGCUGACUCGGAGCAAAUCUCGCCGCCGGUGGACCGUACCGUUAGUCCGGGUGCCACGGUCAAUUCGGUGGUGGUGUUACGGCCCCAGCGCGGCCAGACAAAGAACUGGAUCGCGUUGGAGGACACUCUGCAGCGAAGUACCGAGCCGGACGAGAUCACUGGGGAGAUCGCCGCCUCGGCAAUACGUCCUCCCCACUAUGUUGUGCCCAAUGUGCAGCAGGCCGGACAGUCCCUGCCUAGUCCGGCCAUGGCAAUGCCCAGUGCCGAAAUGCCACCACAGCAGGGAAACGCCACCACCACGUCGACGGAGGAUCGGAACAUCUUUGCCAUCUAUGUGUCUUACUAUGUCAAGGUCAAGCUUACUCUGAGCAGCAUGGGUGGCGAAUUGUCGUUAAAGCUCCCCUUCGUACUGGUGCACGUGGAUGAGACCAGGCGCCCGGGCUUCGCAUCGGCCACCCUCGGCGAGCUACGCAUAGAGAUGGAAAAGCUGGCGCUCCACGACGCACCCACCGGCCGACGUGCAAACCGCCGCGAUGCUCCCCCAACGGGGGCUGAAAGCGGGGAUGGGCCCUCCACCAGUGCCGCUGCUGCAGCGGCUGCCCAGUCCACCGCGUCCGGCGAAAGUGGAGGCGGUGGCGCCAGCUUGUCUGGCGGGCACCUCGACCGCAUUGAGUCAGCGGACGAUGAGUUCCAUAUUAACAUCCCAAUUCCAGCACCCUCCUCCAGCCUGAAGAACGCCACACACAAGCGCCGCUUGCUACGCAGCGAGACGCUGGCCAAGGAUCUGGAUGAGAGCGACGAGCACUUGGCCGGGCGGCACGGCGACCAGCAGGAACAGCACGUUGUCCAAAUACAUCUCUCGCAGGAGCCCAUCAAGGUAGAGCGAUCCCAACAGACAGAUGACGAGCAGGAGCCUGAACAGCAACAGCAUCAGCCGGAGCAGCAGCGCGCUCGAGCACCCGGCGCCGAGACUGGAGCCGUGCCCAAGUCGACAGAUGUCUGAUUCUGAUUGUUGUCCCAGAUGUUUGCCAAGCGAAAGAGAAAGCCAUAGAGCUUGGUGGUGGGCAUUGGCAGAACGGGGGGGAAUAAAUGGACGAGCAUGGCAAAAAUGGUUCAGGGUAAGGGUAAAGGUGAAGUUCAAACGUCCAAGUGAGGAUUCAAAGGGAAAAGGACAUCUCCUCCCUAACAGGAGAUGUGUUGCGCAGAGGAAAGGCUGAGAAUGAUACGAUGCAGGGUAGAUACUUGCACGGGUGGGAGGUGCAAUGCAAAUCGAAGAAAAUAGUUUUAGUUCUUGAGUAAUAUUUGGAGGUAAAAAAAAUAGGAGUUUCAGUUUCGGUUUCAGGAGCCCAGGAAUCGGAAGAGUCCCAGGCCAACGCCCAGCUCAAAGGUUGAGAAUAAAAUCAAGUAAAAUAUUAAGGAGACAAACGUUCAGACAGACAGAUGGUUUCCACGAUUUAGAGACGCGAUUGAACGAAUAAAACGGAGUAGAAUUUAGGUGCAGAAAAAACCACACACAGUGAAAUCUUGGCUGCCCGAAUGAAAGUAUUGGAAUGGAAUGGAUGGAUAGUCAUUAUCACGAGUAUUUAGCUAGUUAUCGUGGGAAAUCCUACAAUUUUAGACAAUGAAAACCAGGUGAAAUUUUUUUGAUUCCAACUAGGAUUUCAGUCGAAGCUGACGGGACGCGAAGAAAAGAAGUUGAUUUAGGUUUGCCGAAUGUCGGACGCAAAAUAAAUAAUAAAGGAUGAAGGUGGAAAGCAAAGUCCAACUUGCAAUGAAAUAACCAUAGAAUCUGUGGAUUGAGCAGAGGGUAGAUAUAUGUAUUUAGCCCUAAGGUAGUAUAGAACACCAUGUUUGAUGUUUGAUAUUAAUCCCAAUGCAAUGCAAUGAAUUCAUGAUAUUGCUGACAAUUUUAUUUACUUGAUGUUUGAAAUCAAUGAUAGAUGGACAUACUACAUAUAUGUAUCUACUACAUCCCUAGCAUGACACAACAAGCUAUAUAUAGCAAUUGAAAAUUUGGAGAGUAAUUGGUGGCCAACUAACAUAAGCAACCAAAAUUAAUACACACACAACACACAGUAUAGUAGUUUACAGUUUUAAGUGAAUGUGAAUGUGUAGUCAAUGAAAUACAAUAUCAAACUUUAUCCAACUCUACUCUGAUUGAUGUGCAAUAACUAAUAGAUAAAUGCUAUCUACUAUU
This is a messenger RNA of Drosophila guanche, 4198 nucleotides long. RefSeq lists its product as uncharacterized. The record is from RefSeq and is a predicted model, not a curated record. The transcript is spliced from 8 exons. Lineage: Eukaryota; Metazoa; Arthropoda; Insecta; Diptera; Drosophilidae. Gene Ontology annotation, biological process: G protein-coupled receptor internalization; signal transduction. The coding region runs from base 461 to 3004 and encodes 847 amino acids. Gene Ontology annotation, molecular function: G protein-coupled receptor binding. Gene Ontology annotation, cellular component: cytoplasm.